Monoraphidium neglectum is the source of this 3957-nucleotide messenger RNA. Its product is annotated as flagellar associated protein. Bases 1 to 3957 code for a protein of 1318 amino acids. Lineage: Eukaryota; Viridiplantae; Chlorophyta; Chlorophyceae; Sphaeropleales; Selenastraceae. The record is from RefSeq and is a predicted model, not a curated record. The transcript is spliced from 19 exons.
AUGACAAAUCUGCUUUCUUAUGCGCCGUCCGGCGGCUGCGACGCCUGGGGUGCGGGUGCGGCGACCGGCGGCGAGGAUGGCGUCGGCGGCCCCUGCCACAGCGGCAACAGCUGGCUGCGGCUGCACUUCCCGGGCGCGCGGCCGCCGCGGCGGGAGGACGCGCGGUCGCUGAGGGCGUGGCUGCAGCAGCAGCUGGACGGGCUCCAGCAGCGGCUGGCGGCGCCCGGCGCGCUGGGGGCGGCGGGGCUGGCGGGGGGCGGCGGCGCUGGAGAUCGUGGAGCGGCCAGCGGCGCGGCGGCGGGGGCGGCGUCUGUUUCGUGCGUCCCCGACUUGGGGGAGCAGACGUCCCAGCUGCUGGCCCUAGCCACCCUGCCCGGCGGCGCGCUGGAUGUGGACGCGCUGCAGCAGCAGCAGGCGGUGCUGUCGGCGGCGUUUGGGGAGCUGUGCCGCCAGGUGUCCGUGGGCUGCAUCGAGCGGGGCCGCCUCAUGGCGCAGUGCUGGCUCGCGCUCGGCGACAUGCUGCGCGCCGCCCUAGCCGACCGCGGCGCCGCGCUCGGCGCCGCCGCGGCCGCGCGCGGCGGCGAGGCGGGCGCGCGGGGGGAGGUGGAGGACACGCGGCAGCGGGCGCGCGAGGAGGUGACGGCGCUGCGCGUGCUGAUGGAGCGCCACGCGGCCAAGGCGGCGGAGGCGCGGCGCGAAAAGGACGUCUUUGUAGAGAAGAAUCGGCAGCUGGAGGCCGCCCUCGCGCGCCUCACCAGCGUCCAGCUGCUGGUGCAGCGCGUGGACGAGCUCGAGACGGAAAACCUUCGCCUGGCGGAUAGCGGCGCGGUGCUGCAGAAAUCCCUGAACGAAGCCCAGAAGGAGCUCUCGUCUGCGCGCUGCACGGCGGAGGACAGGGCGGCGCGCGCGGCGGCGGCCGAGGCGGAGCUGGCGCGGGCGCACGAGCAGCUGGGGACGUCGACGCCGCGGCCGCGGAGGGACAUGGGUCUGCUGAGCGACCUGCUGAGCCCAGAGGAGCUGCUGCUGGUCGAGCAGGCCCUCAUUGCAGGCGCGCACUUGUGCAUCCCCUCGGAGCACGUGCACCGCAUGCUGCUGGCGCUCACGCCUGGCGGCGCGGAUGUGGGGCCCUGGGCGGGGCUGCUGGGCUGCUGCCGGCCCGCGCUGGACGCCGAAACCACGCCAGCAGGCCGCGAGCGGGUGCGCGCGACGCUGCUCGGCCUGCUGGGCGCCUGCGACGCCGCAGGGCUGUCUGCUUACGCUUCGCCGAGCGCCAUGGCGCUGCUGUCGCGCGCCAUCCACGUGGGGGCGGACUGCGAUGCAUUGAUGGCGCUGAUGGACGGCUCCCUGGGCUGCCCCGGCGGCCUGGACUGCAGCCCGUACGUCCCGCUGCUGGGCGCGCUGAGUCAGCGCUACGGCCACGACGCGUCGGAGCUGGGCGGACCCGUCACGGCCGCGCUUGCGCACGCGGCGCUGUCGACGCGCGGCCGCAUGGACGAGCUGGUGGAGCGCAGCCGGACGCUACACAGGGAGCUCGUCAUGUGCAAGCGCGCCCUGGCGGAGCAGCGCAAGCACGAGGCGGAUCGGCUGGAGGCCGCGCUGCGCGACCAGCACCGCCAGAUCAUGCGGCGCAGCGCGCGGCCGCUGUCGCUGAUCGACAAGUUCCUGCAGACCAAGUGGGGCGACUACUACACGGGCAUAGGCAUGUUCGAAGAGCUGCCGCGGGUCCUACGCUGCAAUGUGCCCGUCAACAACAAGUUCGUGCGCGCGAGCGCGCGCGUGAUUGCGCGCAUGUCCAAGCGCGAGGCGGAGAAGCUCGUCCAAGAAGUGUGGGCGGCCAAGGACGAGUACGAGGGGCUGCUGGGGCACAAGGUCCACCUCCACGAAUUCCUUUGGACGUUCCUUGAGAAGCGCUUCUUCGCCAUACCCCGCCUCGUCAUCGAGGUGGCAUACAACAUGAUCUAUUCGCUGGGCCAGCACAGCUACGACGCCGACUGCAACCUGUUCCUGAGGAUAUUCAGUGGCGACGUCGAGGAGGGGGUGCGGCAGGAGCAGGAGGCGCUCGAAGAGCAGGGGAGGAACCAGGUCUUGACCACACUGCGCCUGGUGGACGCAAGCAUCAACCACCAGGCCACGGGGUGGCUGAACAAGGGGGAUGUCAAGACUGCGCUGGCGGGCUUCUUCAAGGGCACCAAGAAGGUCGACCGGCUCGACGAGGUGUACGAGGCGCUGGACACCGACGAACCCGGGGAGGUGGUGCCAUACCCGCGACUGUUUGAUGAUGAUAGUGACAUGAACCAGUCAAUGUUUGCGGAGACUGUCAGGGGUCAGUGCCUGGCGGAGCGCCUGGAGUACCUCCAGGGGCAGUGGCCAACAUCGGCGCUGCCCAACUUCAUCCAGCCGCUUCCAAACCCCACCUUGGAGUUUGAUCCUGAGGCGCAAGCGCUGAUGAGGGACAUUGCUGCAGAGCGGUCCCACUUCAUGCACAGCUGGCUGGUGCUGUUUGCACCACACCUGUUCUGGCCGGGGCUGGUGGAGGUCAAGUGCCCGCUGUGCCGGGGCAAGGCGACCGCCGACGGGUGGAGCAACAAGGUUCACCAGAUCACUGGCCUGUCCGGCGUCUGGUACCUGAACGGCGCACGCUACCUUUGCUCGGACUGCCCUGGCCUGCAACAAGGCAAGGAGUACAGCCCCGCGGAAGUUGGCCAGGUGGUGGGGGAGGUGCUGGAGGAGGAGGGAGAGGAGGGGGAGGGGGAGCAGGAGGAGGAGGAAGCUGGCGCCGCAGCAGACAGCCGGCAGCGGCGGCGGGAAAGCGGGGCAGGGGCCAGCACGAGCGGCCGCGAGCAGCGGCAGGAAGAACAGCAGCUGCAGCGUGAGCACGCACAGGCAGACACGCAGAAGCGGCGGCAGCAGCGGAGUUUAACUUUCACAGCGGUUGACCCCCGCGUGGUGGCGCAGCUGCCCGAGUUUGCUCGCCGGCAGGUGCCUUUCCUGGACAGCAUCAAAAGCAAGGCGGCCGAUGCGCUGGUCGUGGCGGAAGAGCUGCGAUCAGAGGCGCUGCAGCUGCGCCGCGAGAAUGCUGCCCUCCUCCUGCGGCUGGCUGAAAGCCGCAGGGCUGAGGCUGCGCUGCUUGAGCAGGUGGCGGGCUUCCACACAGCUCGACUGGGUGCGCAGGGGCAGGGCGGCGAGCAGCAGCAGCAGCAGCAGCAGCAGCAGCAGCAGCAGCAGCAGCAGCAGCAGCAGCAGCAGCAGCAGCAGCAGCAGGAGGUGGCCCAGCAGGCGGCGGCAGCGGCGCGGUGGCCGCAGCCUUUGCCUCACGCAAGCGGCAGCAGCGGGCGCCACGCACAGGCUCCUACACCUCAGCAGCAGCUGGCACCUGGCCUCAUGGCGCUGCUGCAGGCCGGCCAGCCCCCGCAGCAGCCGGCCGGAGCAUCGUCGCAGCCACCGCCGACGGCUGGCGGGCUGCUGCCCGCCACGUUGCCGGCCAACUGGCCGCUCUCGCUGCUCGGCGGCGGACUGCCCGCAGGCAUGCUUAUCAGUGGCGGGCUGCUGCCGGCGGCGGUCAUGGGGACUGGCGCGCCGGCGCCGCCGGCGCUGGCAGCCCACUCGGCUGGUGGGCUGGCGUCGCAGGCGCUGGGGCUGGGAGGGCUGGCAGCGCUGGCCAGCGGCCUCGCCAUGGAGCUGCCGGCCCCCCAGCUGUUAGCCGAGGAGGCCGCCAGCGAGCAGGGCCAGAAGCGCAAGCGGAUCCCCACCAACGCAGCGGCAGAGGCGGCAGCAGAGGCAGCAGCCAAGCCCACGUCGCACCGCGGCCGCAAGCAUAAGUGCCGCUCCUGCGGGCGGCUGAUCUCUGAGGGGGGCAGGAUCAGCCACUGCCCUUGGGGCAAGGGCUUUUGCGCCCAUUUGUGCAUCGUGUGCAAUGAACCCAUGGCAUCACACACCGCCCCUUGCUACAAGUGUUAG